This is a messenger RNA of Ruditapes philippinarum (Manila clam), 3391 nucleotides long. RefSeq lists its product as uncharacterized. Lineage: Eukaryota; Metazoa; Mollusca; Bivalvia; Venerida; Veneridae. The transcript has 6 exons. The record is from RefSeq and is a predicted model, not a curated record. Bases 764 to 3391 code for a protein of 875 amino acids.
AUUUAUGCAAUGGUAGGAUACUACGUCAUCGCGCACCUGCUGAAUGCUCCCACUUGGACCAUUUUUUCGUCGAUUCGAAGAUGAGAAAGAAAAAGUCAGUUUUAAAUUUGUGUAGGAAGAAAAGCUUUAAAACAGAAAAAUCUUAUAGACGUUCACUUGGUUUAAAUAAAGACAGCAACUGUAGAAUACCAAUAAAACAAUCAACAAUAUCAUUCAAGAAAAGAAAGUAUCAACAAACGUCACUGAAAUCACCAAGAAUUAAAUCAUUUACACCAUCAAAACCUCCACGAAAUAAAAAGUUCAGGAAAUUAGAUUUUGGUCAUCAUCAAUGUACUGAAGAAGAUACGCCAUUUGAUCCGCAGAUACCAUCGGAAAUGCUAAUAUUUAAAAGCUCAUCACCUGACGCAAGCUUAACGUUGGAGAAUGAGAUGCAUGGUAAUAUAAAUGAUUAUGGUUAUGAACAUGGAUUAUCUGAUGAGUCUGUUGAGCCCAACGUAUGCAAAGGCGACAUAGAAGAAAUGAUCAAGCUGAUGCCUUCAGUCCUGGAAUGCCUAGCAUCUGUUGGUUUGGGUAAUGUCUUCCUAGAUUACUUCAGACAGCUGAAUUCUGGAGUACAAAAGCCAGACAACAUUGCUUUUCUAUUGUGGACAGACGUUAUUCAAUGGUAUAAACAUGAAACAGCUUCAUCAAUGCGCUAUAACAACGAAACAAAAACCUUUGGAAGCUGGGUUGGAAGUUGUUUGGAGUCGGGUUCUUAAACUAUAUGUCUGGCUUUAAGAACGAAUCACAAAUAAUCGAAGGGCUUGCCACGAGGGGAAAGUGUGAACCAGAGAAAUCCAACAUCAACUUUAUAGUGCCGGCAGUAAGAAAUCUUCGAGCUUUCAGUCCUUAUGAUGAAAUUAUUCAAGGUGGGAGAAAACCAGGAAUAUUUAAAGAUGUGAUGGAAUUUAUGGCGUCAUCAUGGAAAAACAGUUCACUAUGUUUAACCUUUGAUGGAAAAAAGCUAAAACAAGGACUCGGCAAAGAUUCUGGGGACAUUGAUUUACUAGGCUAUGAAGAUGGACCUUCAUUGAGUACACGGGUUACUGAUAUGAAGUCAAGGAUGCAAUCAUGUGAAGAUGAAAUACAGAGAAUUUCGUCAAAUGAAGAGGACGUAGAUAUUCGAUGUUUACCAGAAGAUGUAAAGUUAAAAUUGAUAUGCUUCUUAAAGACAUCAUAUACGAUCGUCUCUUUGGACGUAGUGACAGUGCAGGAAGUACGAAACAAGAAAGAAUACGCUAGAUCACAAUUCGUCGAAAGAGGGGGGAAAGAUUGGCGUCAAAGUAAAUUUGUGUAUGUCAUAAGUAUCAUAGAUGCGUUUUUACAUGACAUUGAUAAAUUUUUAGAGUUGACAAGAGACAUAUUGGGCCAUAUUCGCCAGGUCCUUGUUUAUUUGCAAGAAAGUGAUGUGUUUUACGUGACGUCUUCAUCUGUAUGUUUAGAGUUGCAUGAUAAAUUUGUACCUCUUGUUGAGGAUCACACACAAACAAAUCAAAGUGAAGAUACUAGGAAGAUAAAGCAAAGGUCACAGAGAUGGCAUGAAAUUCGAAAUACAGCUUUUAUAACAGGCAGUACAAUUUACCAAAGUAUUGGUCUUGACGGUUUGAAAAGGCAAAGACAACAUUUUGAUAAAGUCGUGUGUGGAAUUCCUGAGCCUGAACCAUCAAUUGAGCAGAAACGUGCAAUGGAACAUGGAACUAAUAAUGAAAUUAAUGGAGUAGCAACACUUGUUGGACGAAUACUUCCUGUCAUUGCGCCAACACUAGAGUUUCAUGAAGAAGGUUGUGUUUGUAUAAAAGAUAAAGAUACAAUGAUUAUGGUUGUUUCUCCUGACGGAAGCUUAUAUAUUUCGGAAACAAAAGAAAUAAUUGCGGGUGUAGAAAUUAAAUGUCCUGUCGGUAAGGUCCAUUCCAGUUUCCCUGUUCGAUACUACCUACAAUGUCUCUCCGAAAUCGAAGCUCUAGGGGUAGAGUUUCUGUACUAUGUUUGUUGGACUCAGGAAAUUACAUCAGUUUUCAAAAUAGAGAAAGAUACUGCAAUAUUUGAAAGGGCCAUUGAAAUUGCAAAAGAUAUAUAUGUAACCGAAAGAAAAAGACCGACAAAGAUAAAAGAAGCAGCAAAAGUGCUAAAAAAUGACAUCAAAAAGAAAAUAGCUUCUAUACAAAUGAUUGGAGAAUAUCCAUCGAUCGUAGCUAGUGAGAACUGCUUGAUCAAUCAAAACCUACAGGAGAAAGCAUGUAGUCAGCAGAGACAUACUGUUGCCGAUACAAAAGAUCUCUUACAAAACUUAGAGCUGGAAUCAAACGAAUCCUUUGAAAUUUUACGACAAAAGGCUACAGAAGCUAUGGUCUUUCUGUGCUGCGAUUUAGAUCGUGCUUGGGCUGUGGAAAAAGUCCGUUGGUCCCCGGUUUGCUGGUUUCCUAAAGGUUAUAGUUUAACUACAGAAACAGUUCGGAAAAUUAUGGAAAAAGUAUUGGAUGAAUGUAAAUCAGUAGGUAUUCAUGUACCAGCAUGUAGUUUUGACGGACAAUGGCAUAACAUUGGUGUAAGGACAUGCACUGGAAAACCUCUAACUGUUCUUCAAUUGCAGAAAGACGUCUGGGUUGAGGUGCAAAAGAUGUCAAAGUCAUCAAUUGAAAAAGAACUUAAAAGUAUUAAAAUCAAACCACAAUGGCACAAAGUGAAUGGUUCUUUAGAAGUCGUCAGCGCACUUCCAAGGUUACCAAAGACACCAACAAAAGGAUGGACAAAGAAACCAAAAAGGACAAAUACAAACGACAAAGAGAUUUUAGAAGAAGACACUUCUUUACUAGACGUUCUACCAACAGAGGUUGUUGAAGCCGGUGGAAACAAUGCAGAAUUGUUGUCGUGCACUUAUGACCAUUUUGUAGUUGAAGAAAUCGUAAAUUGCAACACAGAUGAAGAAAUUUGGGCCAAUGCAUUGAUAGAUGUUAUUGAUCAAGUAGACGAUUUAAAUGACAAUGAAAAACACCGAAGAAACAUGCAAUAUAGUUUAACACGUCAUCAACUGGAGGUGAGAUCAAUCGACUCCACACACCUUCUUACAAGAACCAGACGAAAAACCUGUAAAGGUGGCAUUGAAGGUUUUACAAAUGAGCCAUGGUUAAAAGUUGCUCGGCAAGGCAAGUCAUUGUUGACGCCAGCUAUGGUGGAAGAAAUAGUUGAUCCGAUGUCGAUGAGUAUGGCAAAUACUCACUUUAGCCAAGCUGUUCAAAACGCAAUGCAAGAAAAUGGUGAUUUUCGUGCUGCCUCAUUAUGUGCCGAUAUCCUAGACUGGUGGCGUGCUGAAGAUGAAGCUGGGAUUUCCGCAACAGAGAGAGAAUGUCAAUGA